Molecule: messenger RNA, 1773 nt
Organism: Fundulus heteroclitus (mummichog)
Lineage: Eukaryota; Metazoa; Chordata; Actinopteri; Cyprinodontiformes; Fundulidae
Gene: mid1ip1a
Product: MID1 interacting protein 1a
Exons: 1
Coding region: 475-990 (171 amino acids)
Biological process (GO): regulation of lipid biosynthetic process
Cellular component (GO): cytosol
Source: RefSeq, a predicted model, not a curated record
AGUCCAGCGGCGAUGAUCCAUCGGAACAGAAUGUGUGACACGUGGGACAAUAAUCUCUGCCACAUCUUUCACCGGAAGUUAGAUUAUUUUGGCCGAUCUACGGGACGGACACGGAGGAGAGGUGGAUCGGAAACUUCUGCUGCGUUUAAACGCAACUAAUCAAGGUUUCUGCCUGAGAUCUGCACCUGUUACCUAAGAAUCUGGACGAAUCUCUCCGGAUAGGUGUGAGCCGGUCCGACCGGUUUUCUGCAAGGCAGCCUCUGUGCCAGCCCUCGUUCCCGUCCCUGUGCUACCUUGGGUCAUCCGGUUCAGGUUUCAAACCCGACAAACAGGUCCGGGCUGGGGUACCGCCUCGAAGAGAGCGCAUAUAAAGCAGCCACCUUCGCCGAGAUUUCUGAAACAACGAGAAACGCUCAAAGCAGAAGCAGAGACGCAGAAACAAGCCUAAGGAACCGUGAACUUCUCCGCGCCAAGAUGAUGAUGAUGCAGCAGCUGUCGGAGACCCCCAAGCAGAAGAACUCCCUCCUCAACGCCAUGAACCGCUUCAUCGGCGCCGUGAACGACAUGGACCAGACCAUCCUGGUGCCCAGCCUGCUGCGGGACGUCCCGCUGGAAGAGGAGCGCGAGAUGGGCGGCCUCAAGUCCGAGGAGGACGAGGGCGACAUGUACAGCUACUACGAGCUGCUCAAGUCCAUCCGCACGGACAUGGAGUGGGGCGUCCGGUGCGCGUCCGCCGACGAGAUGCGCAAGGAGAGCAUGAAGAUCGGCCGCUCGCACUCGUCCGCCUCCACCUGCUCCUCCGCCUCCGCCUCCUCCUGCUCGGCGUCGUGCUCCGAGGAGGAAGACGAGGGAGAGGACGAGGAUCUGCAGAAGCAGUUCCAGUUCCACCUGACGGGACUGCAGGGGGUUCUGUCCAAGCUGACCCAGCAGGCCAACUCGCUCACCAAGCGCUACCAGCAGGAGAUUGGCAUCGGGGGAUGGGGCCAAUAAGACGCGCGCAACUGGACUCUUUUCUCCAAAGUCUCGCCGGCUGAACUGAACUUUUUUUUUGUUUUGUUGUUGUUGUUUUUCUCUCAGUGGGCCCGAUUUCUGCUGCUGCUGGUGCUGCUGAUGAAACGAUCAUCAUCUGAACGGUGGCGAGGAAAGGCAGCAGCCGAGCUCACGUGGUUUUUUUGGUCCUGAUGAAAGCAUCAAUGUUUCUUUUUUUUUUUUUUUUUUUGCACUCCGAUGUCUUGUGAAUAGUUUUACGUUCAGGCCUUAUCAGAUGAAACUAUUUAAGCCUCUAUUUAAUAUAUUUAUUACCUCCCGAUGGAUGCCAUAGAGCUAUAUGAAAGUUUCAAAAUGUGGGGAAGAAGUAGAGCGAACCUAUACUGGCAAAAGACUCAACAUCUCUACUGCAAAAAUGAUGAUGAUGAUGAUGUCAGUGAGUUCACGUGGAUUUGUCCUGUGCUUGUUCUUUAAGUCUAAUGUUGUUGUUGUUGUUUUUUUGGAUUUUUAUUUUGUCUUUCUUCGCUUAGAAGGAGGCAGAUGCUGACUGCAUCGCUGCCCUUGAUCUCUUUGUGUCCUACAUGGUCAAUGAACUGGAAUCAAAUGAUAAUUCUUCUGCGAGGAGAAUAAUGAGGGUUUCCACGAGAGGCUGUCUCUGUUGUUGUUGUUGUCGUUUAGCCUGUUAAGUUUUGUGAUUACAUGGUCCAUAUGUCAAAGCAAGCAAUUACUUUUGUAUGCACCUUUUUUUAUACCUGUACUUAAUAAACUUUUUUUUAUAUGAACGUA